Saimiri boliviensis boliviensis (Bolivian squirrel monkey) is the source of this 2151-nucleotide messenger RNA. RefSeq names its product LLP homolog, long-term synaptic facilitation factor (gene LLPH). Gene Ontology annotation, biological process: dendrite extension. Gene Ontology annotation, cellular component: nucleolus. Lineage: Eukaryota; Metazoa; Chordata; Mammalia; Primates; Cebidae. Gene Ontology annotation, molecular function: RNA binding. The record is from RefSeq and is a predicted model, not a curated record.
CUUACAAAAAGUACUGUGUAGUAUACAUUUCAAACUAUAAUGUAAAAGGGAUACCAUUUGUUGAACUCUUAUUUCCUACCUAGCAUCAAUUAGGUUGUAUUAUCUUCACUUUAGGGACAAGGAAAUUCAGGCUCUUAUGAUAUUCCUCAUCCGUAUCGUUCACAAGUGUUGGAAGAAUACAACACAGACCUAUAUGGUUCCAAAGCCUAUGCCAUUAGAAAUAUUUGUAAAGUAAGCGUUCUUCGUGAGCAAAGACAAUCGUCCUAGGCUUAGUAUUGUGUCUGAUACGUAAGUGAUCAGACAGGUAAACCUUGACAGAACUGAAAUCCUUUGAUCAUUUUACGCUUUAAAUUCUUCUCUGGGGUGGGAAAAGCUUGCUUUUUGUUUUUGGUAACAGCUUCGAGUAUAACUGACAUGCAAUAAGUUGCACAUAUUUAAAGUGUGCAAUUUGAUACGGUUUGACAUAAUUGUACAUCCGUAAAGCCAUCACCCGAGAUGAGAAAAUUCACAAACUGCAAAUAAAGAUCUCAAUACGGCCUCUGGAAGAACACCUGACCUAGGAAGAGUUGGAUGAGUAUCAUGUAAGCGGUAAGGCCAGAUCUAAAGGUCGGCUCCGGGCUCCCUAUCUGACAAGUAGGGUCCCCUGGCCAGGUUCACUAUGUUAGAGUCUUUUAGCUACCCUACCCACGUCCGGAAAGCAACCACCUGUGACCUAACCUUGACCGGGACACGCUUCCGCACUCUCCAAAUCCGACUUCUACACCUGUAUAGGACUGACCAAGUUUCUAGGUCUGCGCUCACACCGAAGUCGGAAGCUCGUCAGCGUCCGGCUUUCAAAAUGCCGCCUCUCGAGUCUUCCUGAGGCAGUUUGACUCCCAGCGUGCAGUGCGUACGCCCCCGUCGGUUCUGCCCGGAAGACGGAAGUGUAAAAACUUCCGGUCGGCGAGCUCCUGUGGCGUGUGUGUUGGUUUCUCAGGUAAAACAUGGCUAAAAGCUUACGGAGCAAGUGGAAAAGAAAGAUGCGCGCUGAAAAGAGAAAAAAGAAUGCCCCAAAGGAGCUCAGCAGGCUUAAAAGUAUUCUCAAAUUAGAUGGUGAUGUUUUAAUGAAAGAUGUUCAAGAGAUAGCAACUGUGGUGAUACCCAAACCCAAACAUUGCCAAGAGAAAAUGCAAUGUGAGGUAAAAGAUGAAAAAGAUGACAUGAAAAUGGAGACUGAUGUUAAGAGAAACAAAAAGACUCUUCUAGACCAGAAUGGGCAGUACCCAAUAUGGAUGAACCAAAGGCAAAGAAAAAAGCUGAAGGCAAAGCGAGAGAGAAGAAAGGGGAAAAGUAAAGCAAAAGCAGUGAAAGUGGCAAAGGGUUUGGCCUGGUAGACUUAAAACCUUGGAAAAUGCCACAUGGGACAGAUGAUGGAUUAGAAUGUAUACACAUGUAUAUUUUGAUUUCAACUCCCACCAAAUGAAAACUAUUUGUUUUCCUAUUUUAACUUGACCUUUUUUCUUCAAUUCAAACCCAGCAUAACUCCUCAAGUUUGUUUUGGGAACUUGAAUAAAAUACUUGUUUCAUACAUGCAAACUCUACUGAUUUUUUAAUUGGUUGCUACCCAAUACCAGUUAUUAUCAGGCCUCAAAAUUCUGUCAGGUAUUAAUGUAGUUAGAAUUGUUAUUACAACUAGUAAUUAUAGUCAGUAAAGAUAAAACAUGAUGUAUUGAGAAAUUUUUGUGAACUUAUAUUUAAAGAAUGCUGUUACAUAAUCAUCAUUUAAAAAUACAACAUUUGGCCAAGGAUGGUGGCUCACACCUGUAAUCCCAGCACUUUGGGAGGCCGAGGUGAGCAGAUCAUGAAGUCAGGAGUUCCAGACCAGCAUGGCCAAUAUGGUGAAACCCUGUCUCUACAAAAAAUACAAAAUUGGUCGGGCAUGGUGGUGUGCACCUGUAGUCCCCGCUACUUGUGAUGCUGAGGCAGCAGAAUCCCUUGAACCCAGGAGGCAGAGGUUACAGUGAGCCAAGAUCGCGCCCCAUACCCCACAGUCCUGCCCAGCCUGGACGACAGAGCAAGACUUUGUCUCAAAAAAAAAAAAAAAAUUAGUGGAUCUUACAAAGUACUUGUGUGGAGCUUUGAUUCCACAGAAUAAAAGAUAUUUUGCAUGUA